AGUUGAUAAUUAAAAAAAAAAAAACUCUGUCACCAGUGACUGAAUCAACCGAAUUAUAGUGUCAUCGUCACUGUGGAGUGUCGACAACGGGAGACCGCAUUGCAGACAUAUAGUCACGAGGUCGCAAAAAUGAUACUAAUGGACUUUUGCAUCAACGACCCUAGCAAAACGUUUUGGGAUGACCCCAAGAUGUACGUAGACGACCCAGGUUUGGACACAUUGCUGUCGCUGACUGUCGAAGAGCUGUUGCCAUGCAAUGACCAAGAUGACGUGACCGUAAGCUGUGAUGACUGUGACGAGAGCAGCAAAAGACAAAAUAUAAAGGAAACACAAAAACCGAAACAGCAGGAUAAAUUAAACGAAGUUAAACAUGUGCUGGAGUGCACGUAUCCAAAUUGUGAUAAGACGUACUUGAAACCAUCCCACCUCAAGGUGCACAUGCGGAGGCACUCGGGCGAGAAGCCGUACGGGUGCAUGUGGCCGGGCUGCUCUUGGCGGUUCUCCCGGUCCGACGAACUGUCCCGACACUGUCGGUCGCAUUCCGGCAUCAAGCCGUACGGUUGCGACGUGUGCGAAAAACGGUUUUCGCGGUCCGACCACCUGACCAAGCACUCGCGCGUCCACCACAAGCGAAUGGCCGCGGCGGCCGCCCGGUCGCAGUGGCCGCGGCCACAGUGUCAGCAGCGAAUCGGCGCGAAACCGACCGCCGCCGCCGCCGCCUCGCCGCCGGUCGUCGGCGCUCGUCAGUGACGUCACGACCGCCGUCCGAUGCGGUAGCGCCGACGCAAACACCACAACAGCUGUAGCAGUCCGCCCUCGAUGCAGAUUUCCUAUCAAUAUACACACGCGUGGGCUGCAGAU
This is a messenger RNA of Aphis gossypii (cotton aphid), 861 nucleotides long. RefSeq names its product Kruppel-like factor 2. The coding region runs from base 130 to 750 and encodes 206 amino acids. Gene Ontology annotation, molecular function: RNA polymerase II cis-regulatory region sequence-specific DNA binding; DNA-binding transcription factor activity, RNA polymerase II-specific. The record is from RefSeq and is a predicted model, not a curated record. Gene Ontology annotation, biological process: regulation of transcription by RNA polymerase II. The transcript has 3 exons. Lineage: Eukaryota; Metazoa; Arthropoda; Insecta; Hemiptera; Aphididae.